AUGCCUGGACGAGACGAGAAAAGGCGGCCUGCCGCUCUCAACCUCACACCAACACGCACCGGUACAUCGGACUCUUCAUCAUCAGACAACUCGCUCAAGCCUCGGACGCCUCGCUUUGUGGAGGCCACAACUGUACACUCGCCUAUUGAAGCAAAGUCUCCUUUUGCAGACCCCGAGAAGUCACACAUGGCCCAAGCGCAACCGGGUGACAUUGGGUUCGGAUACCUCAACAACCGCGAGUCCGUAGCCGUGCCAAUGACGCCCAAGACCCCCCUCAAGAGCGCCAUGAAGGUGCCGGGGACGCCCGCGAGGAAGUUUGACAACCCCCUAAGCCCGACAUUCCGUGAGGACAUUCUUGAGAAGCAGGAGAGCGCCACAGACAAGGAGCAGGCUCGCGACGUCAAGAUCAAGGCCCGCGUACGCCUCGCCAAAGUUGCUCUCCGUGGUGUCAACUUCAGUUGCGCCCUAAUCAUCCUUGCCAUGCUGUCCUCCAGUUUCGCCAUUUUCAACGCUACCAAGAGCCUGCCCAGCCAAAGUAAGAUGCCCGCCUGGGCCGAGGAUACUAAGAUCUGGCCUCAGGUUCUGGUGCUGGUCAUGGCCUGCCUGACGCUAGGCGCAUGUAUCGUUGUGUUCUGUGCCUACUUCCGUGGUGGUCACAAACGAGCUGAGAAGGUGGCCACCUACUAUACUAUGUUUGCACUUGGCUGGUUCAUUAUGAGCAUGGUCUUGUGGGCAAUCACUGCGGCCCUCUUCCAGAACUCGCGCAACAACUCCGGCAACAAGGACAUGUGGGGUUGGUCCUGCGUCCAGAACACCCGUUCUGCUGUCUACGGUGACAAGGUCGACUAUCAGCUCAUCUGCCGCCUCCAGAACUGGACCUUGAUCUGUAUCAUCAUUGAGAUUGUGAUUGAGGUCAUCUGCAUCACGCUCUACAGCAUCGUCUUCUACCGCUACUACACGAAGCGCCGUCUUGCCAAGUCCAUGGAUCUCCGUGACCGCGCCCGCUCCGAUCUCUACCUCGCUCAGCUGCGCAGCCAGUCCGCCCCCAACACGCCCGGCUUUGGUCCCAAGUCUCCUGCUCUGAGCCAGUACGCCAUGUCUCCCCGUCACCCCCCGGCUGCCUUCCGCAACCUCGCCGACAUUGAGGAGAGCCCCUUUACCCCUGGUGGCCGUGUGGCCGAGCCAAGCUCGCAGUUCUCUCCAUCACAACCCCAGUCCGGCUUCGUGCUCCAGGCUCCCCCAGUUAAAGCCCCCUCGGCGACCCCCAAGACCAAACAGGCUGCCUUCGCCGUCGAGGAGCCUGUCCGCCAACCCUCACCUCCUCAAAUUCAAGUCCAGCCUCCUGCUGCUGUCGUAGACGACGAACCCGUCUAUGAUGCUGUGCCGAUCCCCGGCGCCUACGCUGGCCAGGCCAUCAAGAGCCCGCCACCCAACCAAGUUGCUUUUGGCCAGGCGAGCUAG
Messenger RNA from Emericellopsis cladophorae, 1461 nucleotides. RefSeq lists its product as uncharacterized. Bases 1 to 1461 code for a protein of 486 amino acids. The transcript has 3 exons. NCBI's taxonomy places the organism in Eukaryota, Fungi, Ascomycota, Sordariomycetes, Hypocreales, Bionectriaceae. The record is from RefSeq and is a predicted model, not a curated record.